AAGAUCAACAUCAAAAUGCAACGUAAGUGGCUGCAUUUAUUACUAAUUGGACACAUAUGGACAGUUGUUAUAUGUAAAAGUUACUAUUCAAUACUGGCACCUGGCAUCAUUAAAUCAAACCGCAAAUACACUGCAAGUGUAACUUUGCAUGAAGCUGAUGGACCUGUAACUAUACGUCUGGGUAUCGCAAGAACUCCUUCGUUUUAUACAUUUCAAGAUGUCUCACUGCAGUCGUUUCAAACGAAAACUAUUGAUUUUGAUUUGCCGAAAUUAAAUAAGGAUUUUAAAUACGAACUGAUUGCUGAAGGCAUUGAGGGUUUAAGUUUCAAAAAUUCCACAAAACUUUUGGUUGAAGAUUGUAAGGCUCUUAGGGUUUAUAUGCAGACCAGCAAGGGAACCUACAAGCCGGAAGAUCUAGUGCAAUUUCGUGUUAUUAUAUUGGAUGUGCAUUUAAAGCCGGUGAAAUUGAAUGAACCAGUGAGAGUGCAGAUACUGGAUGCCAAAGAUCACCGUGUCAAACAGUUCAAAAACAUUCAUCUUAUCAAGGGCAUAUUCUCCGGAAGUAUACAACUAUCUGAACAUCCAAAUUUGGGUUAUUGGAAAAUUUUAGUAUCGAUAAGCGGUAAAUACAACAUCAGAGAAAUGAAACCAUUUAAAGUGGAUAAAUAUGUGCUGCCCAAAUUCAGUGUUCACCUGGACACUGUCGAUGAUUUUGUACAUGAAGAUCAAAUACUCCCCGUAACUGUCUAUGGCAAAUAUGUUUAUGGCAGAUAUGUUGAAGGAAAAGUUAUAGCCAAAGUCAUGAUCGGGAAAGUUGUCUUUGAAAUGCAAACAAAAGACAUACAAGAGUACAAGGCUAAAUUCGAAUUUAAUGUUAGCAAUCAUCUUACUUAUGCCGAAGUAGAGCCCUAUUUCGAUGUUGAAGUAUCGCUUAUCGAUAAAUAUACAAAUGUUUCAAUGAGCAGCAAGAAAACCAUACAACACCACAAUCAGAGAUACAGAAUUGUGGUACCAAUCGAAGAAAUCGAAUUUCGUGACAAUCUGCCAUUUUUAAUAAAAGCUAAAGUACGUUAUUUGAAUGAUACUGAAGUCAAUGAUCGCACCACGCCUAUUUUUAUGAAACAUGGCGGUAAGGUGUAUCAAUCGUUACUCGAUGAGCAUGGCAUGACCAGCUUUAUAUUUGACUAUGAACAUGAUAAGAGCAAUGAAUUUUUCUUCAAAAAAACUUCCCUAUAUUUAUCAAACCUAUUUUACAACGGUCAAACAAAUAAUGAAUCUUUGUGCAAUCUCAAAGUGAAAACGGGAAAAAUAAAUUUAGACCAGGUAGUGGAUGUGGAAGUGUCAUCAACAUCAUAUAUUCCCUAUUUAAUUUAUGUAUUAGUGGGUCAUAGUAAUAUUAUAAAGACGGGCUAUGUUCAAUUGGAAGCAGAUCAAAACUCUUAUAUCAUUAAAAUAAACCCAACCAUUGAAAUGGUGCCAUUGAUCGAUUUCAGUGUUCACUACCUGUACAGGGGUGUACUUAAUUUCUGUGACAUUCAAAUUAGUUUCCCUAAUGAAUUUGAAAAUAAGAUCACCAUUUCUACGUCCAAUAUCACAGUUGAACCUGGACAGAAAGUCAAUCUUAAUAUACAAGCACAACAGCAAUCUCGUGUUGGACUACUCGCAGUGGAUCUUAGUGCGCAUUUGUUAAAUUCCAAUUACACUUUAAAUAAGCAACAAAUAAUUAAGGAGUUACUUAACGAUCAGUUAUACACCGAUUACAGUUAUAUUGGUUUUGGGAAACUAUGUGGUCUCGUCACAUUCACCAAUGCUGAUGUUGUAAAUAUUUCGCCAAAAUCAUUUUCGGGAAUUUAUAGACGAACGAGAAGUCCACGAAUGUCAAAAGCUUUGCCAAAUAGUCAACCACUAGUACGUACAAAAUUUCCGGAAACUUGGAUUUUUAAAGAAAUCGAGAUCCUUAAUGAAAACACUAGCUUGAGUUUAAAUAUACCCGAUACUAUAACCACUUGGCUUGUAACAGCUAUUAGCAUUAAUGAACUAAGCGGCCUUGGUAUUAUGGAUGAUCCGCUUAAUAUCACAGUAUUUCGACCCUUCUUCAUUAGCACAAAUUUGCCCUACUCUAUCAAGAGGGGAGAAACUAUAGCCAUUCCUCUGACAAUUUUCAACUAUUAUGAACAAAAUUUGAGCUGCCAAAUCAUUAUGAACAAUACAAAUGAUGAAUUUCAAUUUAUGGAUGAUGAUGAUGGUAAUAACGUUUUACAUUUAACACAAGUUAUUAAAAAUGUCACUGUAGCGGCGAAUAGUGGCACAAGUGUGGCAUUUAAAGUAAAAGCCUUAAAAUUGGGACAACUUAAUGUACAAAUAACCGCCUUAAGUCCUUUAGCCGGGGAUGCCAUCGAACAACAGCUCAAAGUAGAACCUGAGGGAAUUCUAAUUAAAGAUAAUCAAGAAAUUUACCUUAAGCUUCAGCCAGAAACAGAAUCAGUUCAAAACUCAUUGUUUAUAGCCCAUAUACCUCAGGAUAUUGUACCCGAAUCAGAGUUUCUCCGGCUGUCUAUAGGAGGUGAUACAUUACUGCCAUCUGUGGAAAAUCUCAACAAUUUAAUACGUUUGCCCACCGGUUGUGGUGAACAGAAUAUGAUUAAUUUUGCUCCAAAUAUUUCAGUUUUGGACUACUUAAAAUCGGUGGGUAAAUGGCAAAAGAAUUCAGAAAUGGUUGUCAAAGCAGUGCAUUUCAUUGAAACUGGCUAUCAAAAUGAGUUGACAUUUCGCCACAAUACUGGUGGUUACAGUGUUUUUGGUUCAGAGGGCACAGAAAGCACCUGGUUAACGGCUUAUGUUGUACGAUUUUUCAUUAAGGCCGUAAAAUAUGUGGCAGUGGAGCCAGAAAUAAUAAAAAGUGGUUUGGAUUUUUUGGCCAGCCACCAGCAAACUAAUGGGGAAUUUCAGCAUACGGGACAUUUAUUCUAUCCGGCCCAUCAGAAUCGUUAUGGAUUCACGGCCUUUGUUCUCAUGUCGUUCAUGGAAAAUAUGAGGUAUAGAAAACAAUACGAGUCUGUCAUCCAAAAAGGUCUAGAGUUUUUAACCAGUAACGUGAAUAGUACAAGUGAAGCGUAUGCUCUGUCCAUAAUGGCAGCAACACUACAAAUGGCACAGAGUGAUAUGGUCCCUCUGAUCAGAAAUAAACUACUAGCAAUGCAGCAUAAUGAAGAUAAUCAUAAAUGGUGGACCUCAGCGGAUAAGAAACAAUCAAAUGAUGUAGAAAUAACCGCAUAUGUUCUAAUGGCUCUAUUAGAAACAGGUGGAACGGAACCCUUUUCAAUAUUUAAUUGGCUAAUAAAGCAACGUUGUGAAAAUGGCGGAUUUCGAACGACCCAUGAAACUGUUGUGGGUCUGCAGGCUUUAAUAAAAUUUAAUGAAAAAUACAGCCAUUUACAUGAGACUCUAAUAAACGUCAACUUUACAGCCAAAGAUGCUCAAGGGGUGGAAGUGAAACAGGGUAUUUUGGAGGUGACAGCAGAUAACUUUAUGAUAUUGCAACGUCUUGAGCUACCACAUACAACACGUUCCAUUCAAUAUGUAGCUCAAGGUCAGGGUAAUUCACUGCUACAAUUUUCCUAUCAUUAUUAUGUGACUGAAGACAAACCAUUAACCGAUAACUCUACUAAUGAGGAUAAUGUUCCCCAACCCAAUACACUUGAAACUUUGAAUAUCAGCCCCCGCCUAGGCAAAAGUUUCGAUUUCAAAAAGUCCCAAAAACAGCCCCGUUUUGCUUUUAAAGAACAAUCAUUUGUUAUUAAACCUUUGGCGAAGAUGUCCUCAGCCAGAGAAAUGUUACUGGAAGUCUGCUUUAAAUAUCAACCAUCUGAUAAUUUACAAAUUCAAAAAACCAAUAUGAUUAUAUUGGAAAUUUAUCUACCUUCCGGUUUUGUUUCAAAUCCCAACAAUAUACAGGAGUUACUUGAAGAGGAAUUAAUAACAAAAGUGGAAUUGAAAGAUUCGGAUACACGAAUUAUUAUGUAUUUCGAUCAAUUGCAGGCAAAGGACGAACUUUGUCUCAAUGUUCAGGCCGAUAAGGUGUUUGAUGUACAAUUGCUGAAGCCUUCAACGAUUGAAAUGUAUGAUUUUUAUAAUACCAAUUUACAGAAUAGCGUGUGUUAUGAAAUAAUUGGUUUAUGGAAAGAAUAA
Molecule: messenger RNA, 4188 nt
Organism: Calliphora vicina (urban bluebottle blowfly)
Lineage: Eukaryota; Metazoa; Arthropoda; Insecta; Diptera; Calliphoridae
Product: thioester-containing protein 1 allele R1-like
Exons: 9
Coding region: 16-4188 (1390 amino acids)
Cellular component (GO): extracellular region
Molecular function (GO): endopeptidase inhibitor activity
Source: RefSeq, a predicted model, not a curated record